UCUGGUGGAAAAGUUUUGUCUCAUCAACAUUAAUUGUAGAAAUUAAAUUGUUGUUGUUGUUUUAAAUCUCAAAUUAAUUGUGAUUUUUGAAUUGAUUUUUUUAAUUGUUUAUCGGCGGAAACGAACGUUUUGUAAAUCAACAUGAGCCGUGAUUAUGGUUAUGAUUAUGAUUAUGGAAAUGAUUAUGGUUAUGGUUAUGGAUUACAUUCUGGUGAUCCAAGGCAAGAUUUAGAGUAUGAGAAAAAUUAUAUGGGCUCUGGUGGUGGUGGAGGCGGUGGAGCUUCAAUGGCCGGUGGCGGAUCUGGAUUCAAUGUUCCUGAUGUUGUUCAUGAAUUUCUUUUGAGAUUGUACAAAGCAAUUACUGAGAGAAAUGUUUUCGAGAUUCAUAAUCUUUAUGAGAAUACAUUUCUUCAAUUGACUGAGACUUAUUAUAAAGAGAGACCCUGGCCAACUGAAGGUGAAGUUGUUCAUGUUGUUGGUGAAAGGGAACAUUUUAAAACUUUCAUCAUCUUCUAUAAGGAAUUGUAUUUCCGUCACAUUUAUGCCAAAUGUCAGCCAACAAUUGAACAACGAUUUGAAUCAUAUGCCAAUUAUUGUGCUCUUUUCAAUCUAUUGUUGAAUGAUGAAGAACCUGUUCCCUUGGAGUUACCCAAUCAAUGGUUAUGGGAUAUUAUCGAUGAGUUUAUCUAUCAGUUUCAAUCUUUCUCGCUUUAUCGUAUGAAAGCAAAUGCUGGUAAACUUUCUGAAUAUGAAGUGGAACAAUUAAAGAUUAAUGUUGCCAUUUGGAAUGUGCACUCGGUUUUAAACGUGUUACAUUGUCUUGUUGAUAAAUCAAAGAUCAAUGAACAAUUAAAGGAAUACAAUGCUGGCCGAGAUCCUGAUUUGGUUGCCGAUGAAUUUGGUCGUCAAACUAUUUAUAAAAUGCUUGGUUAUUUCUCUUUGAUUGGACUUCUUCGAUUACAUUCAUUGCUUGGAGAUUAUUAUCAAGCAAUUAAAGUUGUCGAAAAUAUUGAUCUCCAUCGACAACCUUUACAAAAUCUUUCUGUUGCUCGAGUUUUAGCUUGUCAAACAACAACUUUCUAUUAUGUUGGAUUCGCUUACAUGAUGAUGCGAAGAUAUGCCGAUGCGAUUCGAACCUUUUGUAAUAUUCUAUCAUAUUUACAAAGAACUUUACAAAGAGGUCAAAUUUAUCAACAAUUUAGAACUUUUCAAAUGGAUUUAAUUGAUAAACAAACCGAUCAAAUGUACGCAUCGCUUAAUAUUUGUCUCGUUCUACAUCCACAGAGAAUUGAUGAAAGUAUUCUGUCAGUAUUACAAGAGAAAUUUGGUGAUUCGAUGAGUAAAAUGCAACGAGCUGAUUUGAAAGAGUUCGAGGCUGCAUUUAGAUUCGCUUGUCCUAAAUUCUUAUCUCCUGUUGUUACAAUUGUAGAACCUGAUAUAUCAGGUGAGACUCCAGUUCGAAUUGACCCAUGGAAUCAGCAACUUCGUGUAUUCAUGGAUGAAAUUUCUCAACAAAUUCAAACUUUGAUUAUAAGAAGUUACCUUAAGCUUUACACCACGAUGCCUAUGGCAAAAUUGGCCGCUUUCCUAGACACUGACGAGGACACUUUAAGAGUACAAUUACUCUGUUUCAAGCAUAAAAUGCGUAAUCUUGUUUGGAAUCGAAAUCAAGGAAAUUCUGGUCUAGAAGGAGAUUUCGAAUCAGGUUCUGAUGUAGAUUUUUACAUAGACAAAGAUAUGAUUCUUGUCGCUGAUACAAAAGUUGCUCGUCGAUAUGGAGAAUACUUUUUACGACAAAUCCAUAAAUUUGAAGAGCUUUAUCGAAUAGCAAGUUCUAUCCAACGAACCACCUCAAUCUAAUUAUAAUAACCAUUUAUAAUUAACUCCAAAAAUUCAAACUUUACUUUGGAUAAACAACUAAAUUAAAAGUGUUUCAAUUUCUAAUGCUAAGAGAAGAAGAAAAAAAUAAAA
Messenger RNA from Panonychus citri (citrus red mite), 1971 nucleotides. RefSeq names its product eukaryotic translation initiation factor 3 subunit L-like (gene eIF3l). NCBI's taxonomy places the organism in Eukaryota, Metazoa, Arthropoda, Arachnida, Trombidiformes, Tetranychidae. Bases 142 to 1860 code for a protein of 572 amino acids. The record is from RefSeq and is a predicted model, not a curated record. Gene Ontology annotation, cellular component: cytoplasm; eukaryotic translation initiation factor 3 complex. Gene Ontology annotation, molecular function: translation initiation factor activity. The transcript has 3 exons. Gene Ontology annotation, biological process: translational initiation.